CCUCGCCGGCCGCGCAAUGACCCGCUCCUCCUCCCCCAGCCCACCGCCAGCUGCGUGCCACCUCCAGAUCACAACUGUUGCCACCACCGCCGCAAACAACUCCGACAAUCCCUCCUCCCCCGUCGCCCACGCCCAGUCCUCCUCCUCCCGCGUCGCCGGAGCCGCCGCCGGGUCCGGGCAGAACCAGGCCUGCGCGGCCUGCAAGUACCAGCGCCGCAAGUGCAACCCGGACUGCCCGCUCGCUCCCUACUUCCCCGCCGACCAGCAGCGCCGCUUCCUCAACGCGCACCGCCUCUUCGGCGUCGGCCACAUCCAGGCCACGCUCCGGGAGACCCCGCCCGACCUGCACACCGACGCCAUGCGCGCGCUCAUCUUCCAGGCCGAGGCCCGAGCCUGCGACCCCGUCGGGGGCUGCUGCCGCAUCAUCCUCGACUACGAGAACCAUCUCCUCGCCGCACAGGCCGAGCUCGCCGCGCUCCUAAGCCACCUCGAUCUCUGCCGCCACCAGGCCGCCGCCGCCGCCAUCGCCCAGGACGCGUACGUCGACGACCCAGGGAUGCAGCUGCUUGCCCCCGGGCCCAACCCGGCCGAUGUCCACGACGUGCUCUACGCCGGCCACGAGAUCAACAACGCCCAGGCUAACCACCACGAUCACGAUCAUUACCUCGUCGGCGCCGCAGACCAGGUACAGCCGCAGAAGCACCAGCCGCCUUACGACUACUUCUACUACGACGGGCCGGCGGCCGGCGACGAGAGCAGCAGCCACGCUUGGGGCAAUGCCGGCAACGUGCAUGUGCAUCAACAGUACGGGAAUGGCGUCAAGGCCGAAUCUCCGGUGGCGCUCGGCGUCCAGAUCGAGACGCAGUUUGUCAACGCCUUCGACGUGAAGCCGGAGAUAGCAGCGGCAGGAGCCGUCGUCAUGGAACACGACGCCGGCAGUGGAGCCAGCUUCGAAGACCACCACCUAGAGCAGAAGGUGGCGGCCACCGUGGUGAAAAAUGAGUUGAUUGACCACCAUGCGGCGGCGCACAUGGCAGCAGAGUCAUCUUCGCGCUGCCAGCUUGAGCUAGGGUUCUCUUCCUUCUAAUGCAUGGUAGAUUUCAUCCAUCCAUGACCAUGCAUGCAAAAGGUUGGAACCUUCUGGGCGAGAGGCACAGCCUCUGUUCUUCACUGCAUCCAACAUGGUUAAUUAAGAAAUGCUUCUUCUCUGUUGCAUUUCUCAAUUUAGUUCCACGUAGUCUUAGUGUUAGUUAAUUAAGCUAGCCAAUAAUCCUUAGCCUUAGGUCACACAUUAGUUACAAUAAUCUUCCUCACCAUUGGUUGUGCGAGGAAGUACUCCGUCCCAAAAUAAGUGUCUCAAUUUUGUACUAUCUUUAGUAUAAAGUUAUACUAAGUU
Molecule: messenger RNA, 1396 nt
Organism: Hordeum vulgare subsp. vulgare (domesticated barley)
Lineage: Eukaryota; Viridiplantae; Streptophyta; Magnoliopsida; Poales; Poaceae
Product: LOB domain-containing protein 28-like
Exons: 1
Coding region: 17-1087 (356 amino acids)
Source: RefSeq, a predicted model, not a curated record